CAUUACCGCGUGUACGACCGAUUUUACCUACAGAGAACGGUCAACACAAAAACAGGCUGCGUCCUUUAACCCCACAUUACGGUCAUUACACAUCCACACGCGCCGCUGUCGCAGCAGAAGAUCCGGUGGUGUUGUGAUUUGGUGGAUUUCAGUUGAGUUGGGUCUGCAUCGGUACCUAUUCUUUCACGCGAUUCCGAAUUGUCUGGAAAUCCAUGUCAGUGCCAAUACUUGGAAGCGGUUCGACAUGCGGCCAUGUGUUGUCUGCCCGUCUUUUAGGCUGCAGUGUUAGCAUUAGUGCAGUGUAGGUAUGGUUAGCAGGACAGACAGAUAGCCUGCUCCAAAGGAAGAGAAGCAGUCAACUAAAGGAAGAGGCAGUCAACUGCAGGGUUUGGAUCUAAUUCGAUCUUAUUUGCGGUUCACUGGGAUGCAUCUCUCGAAGAAAUGUUCCGCUUUCAAAGUGGUGCUGAGUGCUCUGCUGAUCGUGGCGCUCCUGCAGCUCAUCUACCUGUCCUUUCUGUCCAAGUUCCACGGUAAGCAGCAGCGGUACCGGUACUCCGAACUCUUCGGCGGUUCUGCGGGCAAGAGAAACGCGCAACCUGAAAAGAACACUCGGAAAGAGCGUCUGAGGUACUCCCUAUCUACUGGUGGGAUCUUUGAUAGCAGCGGCCAAUACAGGGUCUACAAGAACUUGAUCAAAAGCGAUUUCACCACAAAUCAGAUAUCUGGCUCAGACCUAAACUCCAAUGUCCUGGUUUUAGCCACACACACUACUAUUAACAAUCUUCAUCACUUAGAAUCACUAUUGGAAAGGUGGCAGAACCCCCUGUCUGUUGCUAUAUUUGCCCACGGAGAUGAUGUAAAGUUUGCAACAGCUCUGGUCUAUGCUCUCAGCUUCUUCUGCCCUCACAUCCAAGGUCUGGUUGACUUCCACUUGGUCUGCCUGUCAGAGGAGAUGGCCAGUUUCCCCGAGCAGGACCACGAGCAUUUUGUUGGUCUGGAGGACUGUCCCUCUGUUUUCUCCAGACUGGAAACCCACAGAGACAAACACAAAAACUAUGACAUGAACGGAAACGUCUCCUACCCCAAUAACCUCCUUCGUAACAUCGCUCGGAGUGGCACAGAGUCCUCCUACAUCCUGGUCAUCGACAUUGACAUGAUGCCAAGCGCCGACCUGCACCAGCAGUUUCUCAACUUGGUCAUGAAGCGUCAACCCACAAGUGAUGAGGUGUUUGUGCUUCCAGCUUUUGAGAUUCGCCAUGCCAGGAAGAUUCCAGCCAACAAGGCGGAGUUGGUUCAACUCUACCAGGUCGGUGAAGUUCGUCCGUUUUACGAGGAGCUUUGUCCUCGCUGCCAAGCCCCCACGAAUUACUCCCAGUGGGUUAACAACCAUGUGAGGGGGAUAGGCACUCUGGAGGUUGCGUACACACUUACCUGGGUGGACCCUUGGGAGCCUUUCUACAUUGGACCUCGCACAGUGCCCCUCUAUAAUGAGAACUUCAAACAAUACGGCUUCAAUCGCAUUAGCCAGGCCUGUGAGCUCCAUGUGGCGGGAUACAAGUUUUCUGUACUGAGCUCUGCCUUCGUCGUUCACCGUGGCUUCAAGAUCCAGGGGGAGUUUCAUGCAAGGAAAGAUGAAGAAAACAAACAUAACCGGGUUCUGUUCCGGAGCUUCAAAGAGGGCCUGAAAACCAAAUACCCAUCCUCCACGCGACGAUGUUGAGAGAAAGACAAAAACUCGAUUUCCUGUGUUCUUUCAUAUGCACUGAAGCUCUCCCUGCUCAGCUUUCAAACGUCCCCAUUUUCUUGAGGAAUCUGAUGAUGCUACACAUUCGGGAGUUUUAAAUAGUAGGUUCAGGUCUUUGAAGAAGUGCAUCAAGCAAAUGCUGUCUUGGGACUGGGACUGAAACAGAGAAAUGAUCAUUCAGGAAGGGAAAAUGGAUUAAUUUAAAGGGAGAAUUUAUUAAUUUAUUAUGAUAGUGUACAAAGACUGCAUUUCAGUUUUGAAAUGACCUGGAAGUUUUCCAAUUCAGAAAAAGACGGGAGUAAAGAAAGCUUUUCAAUUUGUAAGGAAAAGGCUCAUGCCACUCAAACCUCAUACAAAACACUCAAAAACCUUUUCAAGUACCAACAUUUCACCAAUUAAAUGUAGCCUACACAUUUACAGUCUGACAUCCAGCUUUUGGCUCACUGUGUGAGAGCAGAGUGUAAAGCAGACCUGUCUGUUUUGUACCCUUUGGAUGUUUUUUCUUAAGUCAUUUAUAUAUAAAGUACACCACCAAUGAUGCUAUUUCCCUUAUCAGACAACAUCAGCAAGGCAAAUAUGCGUUGUGUUUAAAGUGAUGCGUAGCUGACAGACAGACGCAGCAAUAUCAAUAUGCAGAGGAGCUAAUAGUUUUAGGCACCAUCAUUUGACUGUGGGAUUAAAAAAAGUAUACAAAUGUCAUUACCUGACUAGUAUAAAUCAGUUUGGUUUUAAACUCAUGUAGUUUUACUUUAAAUAGCCACUAUGAUGAAAAUCUUGUUGUUGUUCUGUUUUUUCUUUUAACAUGUUUUGGUUACUUUUUUUUUAAAUGGAGCUUAAAGCAGUGACGUAGGUGCUACAGUCAGCGCCCUGCUCCACUCUAUUCUGCUGCAGACAAAUAGAUCCACGUACAUCUUUGUUUUCCUUGUCUAGGCUGGCAAUCUGGCUAAAAACUGUAUGGCUGGGUAUUGCAAAUAUUUCUCACCAUUAUAGUUGCACCAGUAAUUUUAGUUUGGGGUUGUUAGGGGCUGUAAGCUAGCUGGAGAGCAUGUAAACAGAUGGAUGACGGGACAUGGUGGCGGGCUCACUCUGCGCCAAUGUCACAAGUAAUAGUCCACUGGUAACCCUUUACAAUGGAUCAAAAGGUGAUCGGAGUGGGUCUUUAAAAAGAGGGCCUAGCUUGACUUUUUCUUAAGUUAUUUACUUAGUAAAAUUUCAUUUAAUGAUUUUUGUUUCAAGCCACAACUUGAGCCAGUUUGUCAUAUUUUAAAAAGUGACUAAGGUCUCCUGUUAAACAAAUGACACUGAUUUACUUUGACCACCAGAUGGCAAGAGCCACUCUAGUAACACAGAUAACACAGUGUGAGUGUUAUUUGUAUGCAAACUAAAUAUAUUCAUCUACAUUAGGAACAUUUUACAUAUAAACACAAUCAUAAACACUGAUAUGUGUUAACACUGGACAAUGUUAAAACACUUGAUAAUGGACUUUCUUGCUUGAUGUUUUUGUUACAGAUUAGACAUCAUUUGAAGCACAUGAGGGGACUGGCAGUUACUGGCAGAAACAUAGCAAAGUUAGUGAUUAUUUCAAUUAUUGUAAUCUUUCAAGAUUGUUUUUAAAGAGGUCGAUAUGGAAAUGGAAGCAUAUUUUUGGUUUUAGUCUUUACUUGCUGACUUCAUACCAGUUUUAAAACAUGAGUACCAGUCUUGUGUUUGUACACUACUUGUCAUGUAGGAAGGUCUUGCUUGAUCACUUUGUCAUGUUUAAUUUUAUGAAAAUAUUUUUUAUUCUAUUUUUUUUUGUGCACAAUGGUUAUUAAUUGUAAAAACAAUUUCUUUAACAAGAACUGGCUGGAUUUUCCCAUUUUUGUUUGUUUUUAUUGAACUCAGUAAAUUAAAGUUGUAGCAUGAAACUGUUACACAUCUAAGUUAAUUCCUUUUGUAUUUUCUUGAAAGUGAGAUCAGAUUUCAUGUUUACUUUUGUGAAUUAGUGGUGAGUUUCUCUUGUGUUUGUGUGCUUUCUAUGUGAUUUUUUUCUUUUUUUCAAGUCACAAAAUAUAAAUUGCCCCAAU
Messenger RNA from Oryzias latipes (Japanese medaka), 3810 nucleotides. RefSeq names its product beta-1,4-glucuronyltransferase 1 (gene b4gat1). The record is from RefSeq and is a predicted model, not a curated record. Gene Ontology annotation, cellular component: Golgi apparatus. Lineage: Eukaryota; Metazoa; Chordata; Actinopteri; Beloniformes; Adrianichthyidae. Gene Ontology annotation, molecular function: glucuronosyltransferase activity. Gene Ontology annotation, biological process: protein O-linked glycosylation via mannose.